Phanerochaete carnosa HHB-10118-sp is the source of this 936-nucleotide messenger RNA. RefSeq lists its product as uncharacterized. Bases 217 to 936 code for a protein of 239 amino acids. NCBI's taxonomy places the organism in Eukaryota, Fungi, Basidiomycota, Agaricomycetes, Polyporales, Phanerochaetaceae. Gene Ontology annotation, molecular function: carbon-oxygen lyase activity, acting on phosphates. The transcript is spliced from 3 exons. The record is from RefSeq and is a predicted model, not a curated record.
ACAGUCUCAUGUACCGAUCUUCGUUCUACCUUUCAGCUCUUCCUAUCCCGCCAUGCUGUGUCGGAGUUCCUACGAAGGACAGGCCUGCCUGUACCUGCUGUGAACAUCGUCUCCGAUAGCGCUGUCGCCGGGCGCAUUCGCACUACCAUCGUCAACUGGGACUUCGGUGGUAUCUCUACGGAUCGUAUCCUUCACUACACCGUCGCAGGCAUCAGUAUGGCGACGACGACGUUCGGUCACAACCACCCCGACACCCAAGUGCACAUCGCGCUCUUCACCAUCCUGGCUCUGUGCGUCGACGACCUCGAGGUCAACUCGGCCGCGCUCGCUGAGUUUAUCGACCGGUUCCAGACGGGCAGGAUGCAGCUGCACUCUGUACUAGAGCUCCUCGCUGGCAUGAUCCGGCGCAUGCCCGAGUUCUUCCACCCAUACGCGGCGACAGCGAUCCUGAUCGGGGCCAUGCAUCACGUCAACUGCACGCUGUUUGAGAAGCAGAUGGACAACGCACCACUGCAUCCUGCGGCCUUGCAAUACGUUUUGUACAAACGCGCGAGAAACGGUGCCGGCGAAGUCUACUCGGCGUUCGUCUGGGAUAAAUUCAACUUUCCGGACAUAUCGGCACAUAUCCAGGUCACUCCGGAGACGAUGAUCUACCUGGAUUACGCCAAUGACAUCUUGUCGUUCUACAAGGAAGAGAUGGCCGGCGAGCGGCACAACUUCGUGUACGACCGUGCGCGUGUCACGGGCAAGGACGUCAAAACGGUGCUAUCGGACAUCCUGGAUGAGGUCGUUGGUGCCAUCGAACGCGCCAGGAAGAUCCUGCAGGGUGAGAAGGAGCGGGAGACGUGGGAGAAGUUCCUAGCGGGCUACGUUGCGUAUCACUUUCUCUCGCCGCGCUACAAGCUUGAGCAGCUCACCGGUGCCGCCGCAGCGUGA